Messenger RNA from Peronospora farinosa, 1071 nucleotides. The record is from the annotation of a GenBank genome assembly. Lineage: Eukaryota; Oomycota; Peronosporomycetes; Peronosporales; Peronosporaceae.
AUGAUGCCGCUGGCCCCGCGCAUGCUGCUUCCUGUGGCUAUGACUGGGCGAUCUCUUGGUCGGUCGCAAUCGUCAACGCUGCAUCUCUUCCACAUUUAUCCGACGAUUCAUGACUAUCGAGUAAUGUCCGUCUUGUUAUCGCGCCGAGAAGCUCGUAGACAGAAAAGCGCUGUCCAGACGCCGAUGCUGCGACGAUCAAUGAGCCUAUCGCCACCGAGUGGGUCGGAGAAACAUGAAAAACGACAGAGGGAGAUGAAGGAAAAGACAGCAGCAAAGCUCUUGAGAGAGAAACUGAAGAAGGAUAUGGAUACGGCAAAAGGCCUCGCGAUGCAUCAAGUAAUCAACGUGCCGAACGUUAUCACAGCUGCCAGAAUUGUGGCUACGCCUUACCUAGCGUAUCUAAUUGUCCAAGGAGAUCACGUCUCAGCUAUCGGCUUGCUGGCAGUAGCGGGAGUUUCCGAUUGGUUGGACGGCUUUAUCGCGAGAACCUUCCGCCAGGAGUCCAUUGUCGGCUCGUUUCUCGAUCCCUUUGCGGACAAGUUGCUGAUUGGCACUUUGUCGUUUAGUAUGAUGUGGACGGGGUUGCUUCCGCUGCCUUUAGCUGCUCUUAUAUUGGGUCGUGACGGAAUGUUGAUCGGAGGCACAUUCUACCACCGUCUAAAGACGAAGGACGAGUCCUCAGGAGUUUUUGAUACAUCGGACAGCGGAGCGUUUCAAGUCAAACCGUCGAUCUUAAGCAAGGUGAACACAGCACUUCAACUAUCAACCUUUGGACUUGCGCUGACCAACGCUGCUUGGCAGAUGCCCCCCGACCUGGCGUUGAAUUUGCUGUUCGGCCUUGUCGGUACAACGACGUUUCUGUCAGGAUCUGAGUACUUGUAUGGAUAUAUUACAAAGACUGGUGCGUUCAAACCUCUACCAAAAGCUGUAGAGCGACCAAUCCGGAAGGCGGUGGAGCGGACCGAAGCAGUCCUUGAGCGCACCGAGGCUGUUGUCAAGCGCACUAAGGAAGUGAUAAGGCACCCUCUCGAAAAGGCGGUCCGACUUACAAAGGAGCGGCUGAAAAAGUAG